Lizanozyma spartinae is the source of this 1755-nucleotide messenger RNA. RefSeq names its product Med17p (gene MED17). Bases 1 to 1755 code for a protein of 584 amino acids. The transcript has a single exon. Gene Ontology annotation, molecular function: transcription coregulator activity. Gene Ontology annotation, biological process: regulation of transcription by RNA polymerase II. The record is from RefSeq and is a predicted model, not a curated record. Gene Ontology annotation, cellular component: core mediator complex; mediator complex. Lineage: Eukaryota; Fungi; Ascomycota; Pichiomycetes; Serinales; Debaryomycetaceae.
AUGAAUAAGAUACGACUCAGUCUCGAUCUGGAAAUAUACGGCGACGACACACGUGACGCGUUUCUUCUUGACGAAGACAAGCUCACGAUCGAGGAAUUGAUACCUCGGAUCCUUCUUGAACGGAAGCUGUUUAUUGAUGUCACCGAGGAGUCGCUCUUGGACGAGAUCAAAGCAGCCGCCGAAGCUUCUUCGCAGAUGUCAGAUGGCAUCCCGAUUGUUGUACCGGGUGACUCUCUCGUCUGUAACUCAGACAUUGUCGGCGGAGAUAACAUUGACAUAGGGGGUUCCAAUGGCAGUACUGCCACUAAAAUAGACACGUUUAAUAAGAACCGAGCCGAUUUGGCCAAGAACGUUGCACUUGCAUUGAACGAGACGUCGUUAUCUUUGGAUUUUGUUUCCUUGCUCAUAGCCUCUGUGAAGCAGAACAUAGGUAAGUCUACGAUGUCCCCUCAUUUGCUCAAGAAUAUCCCCUUGGGGUCACUCAGUAGUGACAAAUUGACGAAGGAGGAGGGAGCCAGUGGAAAUGAUGGUAAUAAAGAUGGUAAUACUUCCAAAGUAGGGCAAGGUUGGAAGUAUGAAGCCGUUAUUAAGAUCACCAAAUUGUUUAAGGAAGCCAGUGUUAAGUUAAAGCAACAAGUUGAGAAGGAAGAACACUAUUGGAAGAUGAUCAACGUGGUCCUUGCUGAUGAUGAAGUGUUAUUCAAACACGGGAAGACCAUUGGUGUGAAAUUUGGAUAUGGAGAUGCUGGUUCCAUCUACCAUGAUAAAGGGCUUGCGAUCUUGAGAAGUGAUGAGACCACUGGACAUGUAACCUUUACGCCUGUAGCAUCGUUACUGAACUUUCGGGUGGCUAACAAGACGUACAAGUACAUUCAAGUGAAGAUUCUCAAUAAGAUAGACGAAGAGUUUAUGGUUACAGGGAUCUCCAGCUUUAAAAAGACUUUCAAUAGUAGUCGAUUCCAAGUAGUCAACGAUUUGGAGAAGGCUCGAUAUUUCCUCUUUGAAGAGGACUUGUUCUACUUUUUAACCAGAGAAGCAAAGACCUUGAUCAACUAUAAUGUUUCGAUCAUCUCCAAUAAGAUUAUUUUUGAGAUCAAAGAUGAAAUCAUAGAGAUAGAAGCCGUACCGUUUGAUGAAUACUACAAUAAUAUGGACGAUAUUGAUUUGUAUCAGAAUAUCAAUUCCUAUUCAUCGAUGCAUAACGAGAAAUGUGAAUCGAUACUUAACUAUUUGAAAACGAUGCUAUGUUGCUUCUAUAAAUAUAAUUUGAGCUUGAAACAAAAGAUGCCAACUCUGUUCACCAAAUGGAAACAACAGAAUUCACAUCCAUUGAUCCUCCGGCCACUUUUAGGCAACAUCCGACAUGAGAUUUAUAUUACGGUCAUCAAGAAAAUGUUGGACGAAUUAUUAUUGGAAUUUAAAGACCAACUACUUGAAGCCACCCUCAAGCUUGACAAAUUAACAAACUUGAAAACAUUUACGGGAAAUAUUUUCCAACGGUCCAUUCAGAAACCGGUUUCAGAAAUCGUCAUGACCUUAAAGAAUAAACAAGAGAAAUGGAUGAAGAUCCAUACAGAAUUAACUACCAAUGAAAUAUUUGUUCCCUAUGUGAUUAACCUUACAAUCGUCAAAUAUUCCAGUGAAUCUGAUUUGAACCAAGAUUUUGAAGGCACUAAUUGCUUGCAACUUACAGUCAACAGUUUUGAAGAUGUCAAGGAGUCGUUACAAUGGUCUAUACUUGAUUUUGUUGGCUAA